Molecule: messenger RNA, 513 nt
Organism: Stereum hirsutum FP-91666 SS1
Lineage: Eukaryota; Fungi; Basidiomycota; Agaricomycetes; Russulales; Stereaceae
Exons: 2
Source: RefSeq, a predicted model, not a curated record
AAAUUGAUAUGUCGGCCGUUUGGGAACUGCGAACCCUGUCCUGACAAUGCUUUACACGAACCCUUCUGCGAACCGUUCGGGAAUCGACGGUUAAUGCAUUGCGUACCCGCAUCUUCCAACUCUUCCUCCUCCGAUUCUUCUACCUCGUCCUCACAUACGCCACCGCACACCUCCUCCCGCGAUUUCUCCAACCACGCACCACCGCCCCGCCAACAAUCCCCCUCCUCCUCUUCCUCCCCUCCACCCUCCUCUCACUCCAACUCCAACAAACUCCCCUCCUCCUCUUCCUCAAACCCCCACAAAGACCUCGAAGGCGAAACCCCCGCCUGGGAAUCCUGCGGCCGCCUCACCUCCGUCGAACGUGCCGAUUUCUGGGAAUUCGUCCUCUGUAACUUCGUGUUCUGUGUCCUAGCGUUGGGAAUGGUGGGGGUUAGGGGGAAGAGGAUGAAGGCGGUGCAGGCGAGGAUGUUGGCGGCGAGGAUUGGGUUGGUUAGGGGGGGUGGGGGGAGGUAG